AGAGAGGCGAUUUCCACAGCUAGGGUGUGGAGGACUUGGUGCCCCGGACGGCCUCAGUCCCUCCCAACUGCAGCACCGGUGCCAUGUCCCAGACCAGCUCGUAUCCCGGGAGGGGCUUGGCGGGGCGCUGGCUGUGUGGAGUCCAGUCCUGCCUGCUGCUUCACUCUGUGCCUCUCUCCGUGCUGCUGUGGCUGCUUCUGCUGCUGCUGGCCUCCCUCUUGCCCUCAGCCUGGCCAGCCAGCCCCCUCCCCCGGGAGGAGGAGAUCGUGUUUCCAGAGAAGCUCAACGGCAGUGUCCUGCCUGGCUCAGGCUCCCCUGCCAAGCUGCUGUACCGCUUGCCAGCCUUUGGGGAGACACUGCUAUUAGAGUUGGAGCAGGACCCCGGCGUGCAGGUGGAGGGGCUGACAGUGCAGUACCUGGGCCACGCGCCUGAGCUGUUGGGUGGGGCAGAGCCAGGUACCUACCUGACUGGCACCAUCAACGGAGAUCCGGAGUCGGUGGCAUCUUUGCAUUGGGAUGGGGGAGCUCUAUUAGGGGUGUUGCAGUACCAGGGGGCUGAACUUCACCUCCAGCCCCUGGAGGGAGGCACCCUCAACUCUGCUGGUGGGCCUGAAGCUCACAUCCUACGUCGGAAGAGUCCUGCCAGCGGCCAGGGUCCCAUGUGCAACGUCAAGGCUCCUCCUGGGAGCCCCAGCCCCAGUCCCCGAAGAGCCAAGCGCUUUGCUUCACUGAGUAGAUUCGUGGAGACCCUGGUGGUGGCAGAUGACAAGAUGGCAGCAUUUCAUGGUGCAGGACUAAAGCGCUACCUGCUGACAGUUAUGGCGGCAGCAGCCAAGGCCUUCAAGCACCCAAGCAUCCGCAACCCUGUCAGCUUGGUGGUGACUCGGCUAGUGAUUCUGGGGUCAGGCGAAGAGGGACCCCAAGUAGGCCCCAGUGGCCAGACCCUACGCAGCUUCUGUGCCUGGCAGCGAGGCCUUAACACCCCUGAGGACUCGGACCCUGAUCACUUUGACACAGCAAUUCUGUUUACCCGUCAGGAUCUAUGUGGGGUCUCCACCUGUGACACUUUAGGUAUGGCUGAUGUGGGUACUGUGUGUGACACAGCUCGGAGCUGUGCUAUUGUAGAGGAUGAUGGGCUCCAGUCAGCCUUCACUGCUGCUCAUGAACUGGGCCAUGUCUUCAAUAUGCUCCAUGACAACUCCAAGCCGUGUGUCAGUUUGAAUGGUCAUGGGAGCGCCUCCCGCCAUGUCAUGGCUCCUGUCAUGGCUCAUGUGGAUCCUGAGGAGCCCUGGUCCCCCUGCAGUGCUCAUUUCAUCACUGAGUUCCUGGACAAUGGCUAUGGACACUGUCUCUUAGACAAGCCAGAGGCUCCCCUCCAUCUGCCCGUGACUUUUCCUGGCAAGGACUAUGAUGCUGAUCGCCAGUGCCAGCUGACCUUUGGGCCUGACUCACACCAUUGUCCACAACUGCCACCACCCUGUGCAGCCCUCUGGUGCUCUGGUCACCUCAAUGGCCACGCCAUGUGCCAAACCAAGCACUCACCCUGGGCUGAUGGCACCCCCUGUGGGCCCACACAAGCCUGCAUGGGUGGCCGCUGCCUUCAUGUGGACCAGCUCAAGGACUUCAAUAUUCCACAAGCUGGUGGCUGGGGUCCCUGGGGACCAUGGGGCGACUGCUCUCGGAGCUGUGGGGGUGGUGUCCAGUUUUCCUCUCGUGACUGCACAAGACCUGUCCCCCGAAAUGGUGGGAAGUACUGUGAGGGCCGCCGUACCCGCUUCCGCUCCUGCAACACGGAGAACUGCCCAGCGGGCUCAGCCUUGACCUUCCGUGAGGAGCAGUGUGCUGCCUACAACCACCGCACUGACCUCUUCAAGAGCUUCCCAGGACCCAUGGACUGGGUCCCUCGGUACACAGGUGUGGCCCCCCGGGACCAGUGCAAACUCACCUGCCAGGCCCGGGCACUGGGCUACUACUAUGUGCUGGAGCCACGGGUGGUAGAUGGGACCCCUUGCUCCCCAGACAGCUCCUCAGUCUGUGUCCAGGGCCGCUGCAUCCAUGCUGGCUGUGACCGCAUCAUUGGCUCCAAAAAGAAGUUUGACAAAUGCAUGGUGUGCGGUGGGGAUGGUUCUGGCUGCAGCAAGCAGUCAGGCUCCUUCAGAAAAUUCAGGUAUGGAUACAGUGAUGUGGUCACUAUCCCUGCAGGGGCCACACAUAUCAUUGUCCGGCAACAGGGAGGGCAUGGUCCCCGGAGCAUCUACCUGGCCCUGAAGCUUCCAGAUGGCUCCUAUGCCCUCAAUGGUGAAUACACGCUGAUGCCCUCCCCCACAGACGUGGUACUGCCUGGAGCAGUCAGCUUGCGCUACAGUGGGGCCACUGCAGCCUCAGAGACACUGUCAGGCCACGGGCCGCUGGCCCAGCCCUUGACACUGCAAGUCCUGGUAGCUGGCGACCCACAGAAUGCACGCCUCCGAUACAGCUUCUUUGUUCCACGUCCUGUCCCUUCGACACCACGCCCCCCUCCCCAGGACUGGCUACACCGCCGGGCACAGAUUCUGGAAAUCCUUCGGCGGCGCUCCUGGGCAGGCAGAAAAUAA
Castor canadensis (American beaver) is the source of this 2594-nucleotide messenger RNA. RefSeq names its product ADAM metallopeptidase with thrombospondin type 1 motif 4 (gene Adamts4). Gene Ontology annotation, biological process: proteolysis; extracellular matrix organization. The record is from RefSeq and is a predicted model, not a curated record. Gene Ontology annotation, molecular function: metalloendopeptidase activity. Gene Ontology annotation, cellular component: extracellular matrix. Lineage: Eukaryota; Metazoa; Chordata; Mammalia; Rodentia; Castoridae.